Messenger RNA from Scomber japonicus (chub mackerel), 3109 nucleotides. RefSeq names its product RE1-silencing transcription factor (gene rest). Lineage: Eukaryota; Metazoa; Chordata; Actinopteri; Scombriformes; Scombridae. The record is from RefSeq and is a predicted model, not a curated record. Bases 150 to 2978 code for a protein of 942 amino acids. The transcript has 6 exons. Gene Ontology annotation, cellular component: nucleus. Gene Ontology annotation, biological process: regulation of gene expression.
GGAGGAAUGUGCAGAAACUUUUCUUCUUUCUGAUUUUCAUCGAAGAAAAAGAAGAAAAAACGUGAUCUGGAGUCCGAGAAGCUCCAGCAGAGAUCCAGAGAGAGGACCGGGAGCAGGCGCUUCUCUUCCUGCCGAGCUGAAGGCUGAACAUGGCGGCUCCGACCGUGUUCCCUGUGGAGAUGUUCCCGGUGGGAGACGCUCAGAGCGACCUGCCCAGGAACACGCUGCCGGCUCCUCAGCUGGUGAUGCUGGCCAACGUGGCGGCGGCAGAGGGGGGCGGGGGGGGCGACGGGGGGGCCGCGGACGAGAAGGAGAUGAUGGAGCUGAAGACUGUCGGAUGCAGCUACUCGGACAGCGAAGACGAGAGCAUCAUCAGGUACAGCUACGACAACCAGAACCACCGAGAGGUUUGCAUCAUCGAGUAUCCCGAGUCCCCGGGCCCGGGCAUCGUCGCUGUGGUGGUAGGAAACGACGAGGAGGAAGACGAGGAGGAAGACGACGGGGACAAAGCCGAAGACCUGUCGCGGCGCCCUGAGACUCGACCCUCGACCGGCAGCAAGGCGCCGCCACCGCAGCCGGGCGCCAAACGCAAAGACAGCCCGGCAGCGGCAGCGGCGACCGCGGAGGGGCCGAAGAAGAAGAAGCCGUUCCACUGUAAACCCUGUCACUUCCAGGCUCAGAACGAGCAGCAGUUCGUGGAGCACCUGAGCACGCACGCCGUCAGCAAGAUGAUGGUGGUCAACCGCGUGGAGGGGCGGAGCAAGGCCAAGACCAAGGAGGCGGAGUCACCCGAGUCACAGGCGGCUUCAGGUGGGGAGGGGGAGAGCGGGGGGGAGGCGGCGGCCGGAGACAGCAAAGGACUGAUCCGGUGUGAGCGGUGCGGAUACAACACCAACCGCUACGACCAUUACAUCGCUCACCUGAAGCACCACAGCAAGGAGGGAGAGGACCACAGAGUGUUUAAGUGUACUCUGUGUCCGUACACCACCGUCAGUCAGUACCACUGGAGGAAACACCUGAGGAACCAUUUCCCCAGCAAACUGCACACCUGCAGCCAGUGCUCCUACUUCUCUGACCGCAAGAGCAACUACAUCCAGCACAUCCGCACACACACAGGUGUGCGUCCUUUCCAGUGUCCGUACUGUGACUACUCCAGUUCCCAGAAGACCCACCUGACCAGACACAUGAGGACUCACUCCGGUGAGCGGCCUUUCAAGUGUGAGAGCUGUAACUACCUGGCAGCCAAUCAGCACGAGGUGACCCGCCACGCCCGCCAGGUGCACAACGGGCCCAAACCUCUGGCCUGCCCCUACUGCGACUACAAGACCGCCGACCGCAGCAACUUCAAGAAGCACGUGGAGCUGCACCUGAACCCUCGCCAGUUCCUCUGCCCGCUCUGCAAGUACGCCGCCUCCAAGAAAUGCAACCUGCAGUACCACAUCAAGUCCCGACACUCCGGCUGCAAGGUCCCCGUCGACGUCUCCAAGGUCAAGCUGCGCAUCAAGAAACCCGGCGCUGACGACGGCUCCAAAGCCAACAAGUUUGAGAAUUCAUCCAGCGUGGAGGAGGACUUCGACGUGGACGACGACGAGGAGCUCGACCCCAUCGAAAAACAAUCGAGUCCCAUCAACCUGUCGAUCAAGAGGAGCAGCAAGCCCGGCGUCGCCCAGCCGGUGCCGACCGAGACACCCGACAAGGUCCAGAAGAAAGCCAACGUCGCCUCCGAGAAAGACAAACCGCUAAAGACCAAGGACAAGGUGGAGCCGGAGAAAAAGGUCUCCACCAGGCAGAAGAAGACGGAGAAGAUCAGCGAGAGUCCGGUCGAGAGCUCGGGAACUCAGACGGAGACUCCAGCCGCCGUCACCGCUGACAACAAGACCAAGAGACGAGUCAAGAAGCUGCCGGCAGAGAAAACUGCUGCCCAAGACCAGGAAGGAGCACCGGAACCUGAAAAAGACCAGAAGGAGACGUCUGACCCACAGAGAGCCGCGGAGGAAAGAGCAGUGAGACAGAAAGUAGAGAAAGAGGACGAGAAGAAGCCUGAAGAGAAAGAGAAAGAGAAAGAACCGCUGAAGACCGAGAGCAGCGGGAAGGAGAACAAAAGCCUCAACAAGCCGAGGAAGUCUGGAUCAAAGAAGUCCGAGAAGAGUGCAGAAAGUGUGGAAGCAGCCGUGCAGAAAGCGGGAGGAGCCGAGAAAAAGGAAAAGCCCGUCAAAGAAAAGGCAGCGAAGAGGAAAGCGGCGGAGGCGUUAGACCUCUCCAACAAGUCCUCGUCUGAGACUCCGGCGAAGACCAGGAGGACGAAAGCCUCGGCUGCCGAGAAGCCGCCGUCAAAACCGGCUUCAGAGGACACGAACAAGUCCAGCGGGACUCCGUCGAAGCAGAAGAAGACCAGGACCUCCAACCAGAAAGCCCCCCCCGCACUCCAGCAGACCGCUAAAGCCAAGACCAGCAGUCCACCGGCCGCCCCCCCUCAGGAGGAAACGCCUCCGUCAGAGCAGCAGACUCCCGACAGACCGUCAGAGAAGAUGGAUGUCACGCCUCCCGCCACCGAGGACCGCCCCGCCACCGAGGACCGCACCCCCGCCACCGAGGACCGCCCCCCCGCCGAGGACCGCCCCAUCUUCGCCAAACCCACAUCGCCGCCGUCGCUCGUGCUGCCGGGCCAGCGUGGCAAACCGGCCGACCCCGAGGACGACGAGGGCAUCCACAGCAGCCACGAGGGAGGAAGUGACAUCAGCGACAGCGCCUCGGAGGGCAGCGACGACUCCGGCCUGAACGGUAACGGCGCCGGUUCGGGGAAGAUGGCGAACGACCCCGAAACGCCGACGGACGAAAUCCCGACGCCGACCGAGCUGAAGAGCCACAUGUGCAUCUUCUGCGACCGCACGUUCCCUCUGGAGGCCGAGUACCGGCGCCACCUGAACCGCCACCUGGUCAACGUCUACUACAUGGACGCCGCCAAGGGGCAGAACUGAGGACCCGUUUCCAUGGUGACUCGGCCCGCCGGGACUCGAAGCAGAGACUUUAAAUUCAGAGCGAGCUUCUGUCCUGAAACACGGUUACAUCGUCUCUCAGGAGGCGCCGAACGUUUCAUUCAGACAUCACU